AUUCGUUUAGUUUGGAUUAGCAUGUAAUAAAAAAUGGAGUUGGAUUCAUAUUCACGUUUCGAUAAAUUAUAUAAAAAACUUCUCAGUAUUGGGUUUGAUGAACAAGUGGCUGCUUAUAUUUCGAAUUUGGAGAAAGAAGGCAUGAUAACAGAUGAUGAAUGGGAUACAAAAGCUCUCGAAGCAUUAAAAUCGCUCCCAUCAAAUGCCGCAAUAUCAUUAUUAGAGAAUCUCAAAUCUAGCAAUUAUCGAAACGCCAUAAAUAAAAGCGCCUAUCUAUUCAGUGCAAUUAAAGCACAAAGACAACGUUUAAGUGGCGAAAGAACGAACACCCCGACAUUAUCCACUAACGGCAAUAUGAGAACACGUUCAUCUAAUUCUGAGCAAAAAAAUUAUCGAUCAAACGAAUCAUCCCCAUCCUUUUACACAGGGAUGGCACUUAAAAGAUAUAAUUUUUCACACUCAAAUAAUUCACGUAUUACUGGUUAUCCAGACAAAGGAUCAGAAAUUGUUUGUAAAAACAUCCCUAGAUGUGUUAAAGAAGAUGAUGUAUUAGGGUUAAUGGAAAAAUUAGGACAAGUGUGGGAGUUGCGAAUUAUUACUCAUGAUCCCAAAGCAAAUUAUAAUAGUUUAAAUGGGAAAAGAAUUAAAGAUAAAAAUAAUUGUUAUGUCACUGUUUAUGUCACAUUUAUGACUAAAACAGAUGCUGAAAAAGCUUUAACAGAGCUCAAUGGUCAAUAUGUACAAGGAAAUACAAUUAAAGCAAGCUGGCCUGAAAGUGAUGGUCCAAGACGUUUACAGUUAUUUAAUUUUGAUCAUGAAAAAAGCAAGCCUAAAAUAUACGAACAAAUAUCAUCAUUAACAAAUGGCUUAGUAGAUGUCAUUUAUAAACCUGCCAAUGAUAUUUGCUUAUUGGAAUAUGAAACCCAUUCUUUGGCUCAGAUUGCCCUUGAAAGAUUAUUAUCAACCACUGUUAAAAAGCAGAAUUUUUAUAAUUGUAAUGAUGGUAAGACUCAUGAAAAUGGAAAAGGUUCCAUGUCUUCAUCAUCAUCACUCUCAACACCAGAAGGUGAUAAUGAAGAAGAGGAAGAUGAUGAACAUUCUAUGUUUGUUGUGGAUUGGGCAUCUGGCAGAAAUUAUCUCAAUAACAAUAGCUUUAAUAAUAAUACAAUAGCCAAUUAUACAAACAAUAGUUUGUCAAAUAGUUACAUAAACAAUUUCAACAGUACACUUGCCUACUAUGAAUCUCGACCUCAAGAAAUAAAGGCUCUCCAUGUACGAAACCUGACGGAGCAAGUAGGUGAAGAAGAAUUACGAAAAGCGUUUGAGUCCUUUGGCAAAGUUGAGCGCGUUAAAAAAGUUCGUAGUUUUGCGUUUGUCCAUUUUCAGGAUCCCCUACGAGCCUUGCAGGCCAUGCGCGAGCUCAACAACACAGCCCUGGUUGACGCCCGAAUCCAAAUUACCGUUGCCAAAAAGCCGUUCAACAUUGUCAUAAACUCUCACACCCAUCACCAUGCUCUCAAUUCGCAUUCCAAUCCCCACACUCACAAUUCUAUUGGGUCUGUCUCACCCAAUGGGCACACAUAUAGUCCAAUGGGUAUUGGGACAGCGUCUCUCAUUAAUUCGACUAAAAUUGACUAUAAAGAAAACCAAUAUCACCGCAAUUACUUUUCAUCCCCUGCAGCUGGUGUUAAAGCUGAAGGUGGAGGGGUCGCGUCACUUACUGGCUAUCCUAGUGUUGACCCUACAGAUAACAAGGCCGCUUAUCAACAUCACCUUGAUUUCCCCUAUUCUAGCCAUGAAGUGGCCAAAAACUAUCUACUCAUGCCAAGUUCGGGUCCCACAAAAUCUCACCAACGAAAUUCGCAUUUACCGAAUAGUUACUUGACGCAGGAAUUAUCGUCAUCGUUGCCCUCAACAUACCAAAAAUAUUACGCCAAUGAUCUCAAUUGUUCCGAUUCUCCCAUUGCUAAUGGAAAUAUUUACGCGCCCGUUCCGCCCCCAUUCCAUCGCGACUCUCAGCAUUCUCAUUCUGCUGUACCAUCCACCAAACAGGGUUUUGUUCUGGGACGAAAUCUUAUCAGCUCGACAAAAAGUAAAGUAGCUUCCCUUCCACCCCUCAUCUCCAAGCUCCAACCCAUUAUAGAUAACGUCAAGGAGCCUCUUAUAGGCCUGAAAUAUAUCACCGAGUACCAUUCUUACAGCAAUGGGAUACUAACAACUCGUUACGAAUGCUCUGUUUGCGACAUAACUCUAAACACCAAUAAAAUACCACAGCACAAAAUAUUAGAUCACAUUCGAAGCAACGACCAUAUUAGGGCCUACAUUGUGAAGGACCAUGCUGACAUCUGGAACGCGCUCGUCAAUCUAGCAGCCAGUCCUGAGGCAAAUGCUUCUCUCAACCGUGUUUUUUCAGGCUCAAGUCCACCCUUGUUUCUUUCCCCCGUGGGUGGUAGCGAGGGUGAUAACAUGUCCUCCCAAGACUCCCUCGCCAUAAACCACUCGGUGACGCCCCCAGUACCCUCGUCUUCCACCAUGAGCUCAUUUUUCCCACUCGUGGUAAGCAUGAUAGAGGCUAGGUAUAGUCGCCAAAAAAUCCACGUUAAACAUGACCCGAAAUUUCAGCCUCGGACUUAUUCAGCAGUUGUCGAUGCUACUCCUUCUUCUGGUUUGCCCGCCUACGAGGUAAAUAAGCCCGUAUCUCCACUUUCGCUUCCGCUUGCUAAACGGAUUGAAUCCAUUGCAAUUGAUGGUGUUCGCAUAAAAUCACCCGGCCAGCAUGAUCGCAGCAUUAUACAACAGCUUUUGGCCCGUUUAAAUAUCGACUCCAAACUCGUAGUUGCGCUAAAUAGACCCAUCGAGAAUCUGGAUGUGCACACUAAAUUUGUCCAUAGUAAACGUGCAAACAUCAUUCCUGAUCUCGGCCUCAUGAACAGCAGCAUUAUAGGGAAAGGUCGCCACAACAGUGCGGCAGGGAUAGACGACUUGACUCUUCAGGGCUCCAGAUCCAACCAUGAAGCGUCCCCAAAUUUUUUGGAUUUUUAUGCUGGAGUCACUGAGACUUACUUGUUGAAGAAGAUGGUUAGUAAAUACAACAGUUCCCCAUACGAAGAAGACAUCGAUAAUGAUUUUCACCUUGACCACUCCUUAGCCCAGCAUCUGGUUCACAAAUAUCCCUAUGGUAAGAGUGCCACAGAUGAUUAUAAAACUAAAUCUCUCAACUUUGAUGACGGCCUAGUGUAUGAAGCCGCCCCUGUCGAUAACCUUAGCGCAAUGUACCCCCGCGGGUUCAACGCCUCCACCCCCUUAGACGACCUAUCGAUCGAGGCUCGACGCAAUGUAAUGGGAUCGCCCAUUGCUGCCGCUCUCUUUUUUGGAAAUUCUGGUAAUGGAAUAAUCGGUAAAUCAUUUACUUCUCCCCCCGUUCAUCAGGUACAACACAGUAACCCUUUCACAUUGCCCACAUUUGAUCUCAAACUCAUGUCAUCAUCUUCAGCGACUGUGAAUCUUCCACUAGCUCCCGCCUCAGCCAAUCCUCAUUUUCGUUCAUGGCAAGGAAACUCUCAGGUCCUGCAACACCCUCCACAACAACCCUUACAUAACUACCAUCACCAAUUACAGCAACAACAAGCGGUUUCCAAUUCGUCUGUUAUACCUUACUCUGAUCCCGCCCAUCAAACCUCCACUUACUCCUCUUUUUUCGACCACGAUGAGUCUAGCAGCAUUGAUUAUCUCUUACUCAACCGAGCUACCGCUGCCUCUAAUUCCCGUACUCCUAUCCACAACAACGACCCCUUGGCAGAUCAUCUCAAAAGCGAAUCUAUUGUUGAUCCCGCCCUAAAAUAUGCCCAUAAUUCCGAUUACAGCAACAACCUUAACCGUAUAUUCGAUUACUACAACGCCUACUAUAAUAACUACAAUACCAGCAAUAUUAAUCAAAGCUAUAGUCACGACGAAGGCUUAAACGUGGAUAAUGACCAUCCCACUCUCGUCAAUAACACCCAUUCAAACAACGUUAAAAUCGAUGCUAAUGUUGACAAUUCGCAUAAUUACUUAUGAUAUUACCAUUUUUUAAAGUUUUUUUAAAAUUUUGAAGGCACAAAUUUAGGUCGACCAAUCGUAAAAUUCGUUAUUAUUAUUUUUUUUAUAAUCGAUGAUAGAAAUAUGAAAUAAUUCAUAUAUAUCUGUAUUUUUUUAUUUUAAUUUAUGAAACAUAGCAUAAAGAACAUACAAACUUAUAUAAUAUAUUAUAUUGAUAAUUUAUUGACGUAACAAACCGGAAUUUUUUCUUAUUGCACAUUUGUUUUUUUGUUAUUUUUGUUAUUCUCUUCAUUUAUUUUAUUUCUCAUUUUUUGGAUUUUGACAAUUUGAAAGAUAAUAAUUAUUAUAUCUUGUUUUCUAUCUACUAUGUACACCUAAAAUAAUUAUAUUCACAAACAUAAUCAAUCGUUAUCCUCUAGUUUAGCCCCCCCCCCUCUUCCCAGUAUGCCUUCUAAUGUUUUGAUCCGAUGAUUUAAAAAAACUUUUAUAAUAUAUAUUUUGAAUAUUUCUUUUUUAUAUUAAUCGUAACAAAAAAAUUUUAAAUUACGUAUCGUAUUUUAGACAAACAUAAAUAAGGGUUUACUAUUUUUUGCCCACUUUUUUUUAAAAAUAUAUAUAUACAUAUAUUAUAUAAUAAUAUAAUCAUAUUUAAAAAUAAUUAAUAAUCUGAGGAACCAAUUCAUUGAUAUCAUGACUAUUUGUCAUUAUUUCAUUUCAAAACAUAAUUAUUAAUUUUUUUUUAUAAUUCCUUACCAAGUAUUCCUAUUAUCAAGACGACAUUAAAAUUAUUUUAUUUUAGAUUAUAACAAUCAACUUUUGGCUCUUUUUUGAUAUAUAUUAUAUAUAAUAAAUUUUAGUAAUAUUAUCUCCAUUCGUUAGUUAUCACGUGUUAUAAAAACAUCCAGCCAAUCGCAUAAUUCGCUCUAUUUUUUAUUAAAAAUAAAAUAUAUUUUCAUUUUCUUAUAUUAAAAAAAUGUUUCUGGAAUAAUAUUUAUUCUCAUUCAUUUUAAUUAUUAUGGAGAAAUCUGAUACGCCCAUAUAAACUCC
Messenger RNA from Gordionus sp. m RMFG-2023, 5085 nucleotides. RefSeq lists its product as uncharacterized. Gene Ontology annotation, molecular function: mRNA binding. Bases 34 to 4056 code for a protein of 1340 amino acids. The record is from RefSeq and is a predicted model, not a curated record. The transcript is spliced from 13 exons. NCBI's taxonomy places the organism in Eukaryota, Metazoa, Nematomorpha, Gordioida, Chordodea, Parachordodidae. Gene Ontology annotation, cellular component: nucleus.